This is a messenger RNA of Lolium perenne, 1033 nucleotides long. RefSeq names its product ras-related protein Rab5A. The record is from RefSeq and is a predicted model, not a curated record. NCBI's taxonomy places the organism in Eukaryota, Viridiplantae, Streptophyta, Magnoliopsida, Poales, Poaceae. Gene Ontology annotation, molecular function: GTP binding; GTPase activity.
GAAAGGAUCCAACACGUCAACCCAUCGGCCACGCCACGCAACAAGAACAGGAACAAGAACACGAACACGAGCUGCCAAAAAGAUUAGAUUUCCCCUCGAUACUCUUAUUUCUUUGCCGAAUCCGCCCUCUCCGCCGGCCAGUCCUCUCCUCCGUCCCUCCAUCGCUCCGCCCGAUCUGAACCCCUCAGACCCGCCUGAUCAGAUGGCGUCCAGCACCGGCGCCGGCAGCAAGAUCCGCAACGCCAAGCUGGUCCUUCUCGGUGAUGUCGGCACCGGCAAGUCCAGCCUGGUGCUCCGGUUCGUCAAGGGCCAGUUCGUCGAGUUCCAGGAGUCGACCAUUGGCGCCGCCUUCUUCUCGCAGACCCUGGCCGUGAACGACGAGACGGUCAAGUUCGAGAUCUGGGACACGGCCGGGCAGGAGCGCUACCACAGCCUCGCGCCAAUGUACUACCGCGGCGCCGCUGCUGCUGUCGUCGUCUACGACAUCACCAACGCGGCCUCUUUUACACGUGCAAAGAAAUGGGUUCAAGAACUUCAAGCACAAGGAAAUCCGAACACAGUAAUGGCUCUUGCUGGGAACAAGGCUGAUAUGUUAGAGGCAAGGCAGGUGCCAGUUGAAGAAGCAAAGACUUAUGCUCAAGAGAAUGGACUCUUCUUCAUGGAAACAUCUGCUAAAACAGCAGCCAAUGUGAACGAUGUGUUUUACGAGAUCGCGAAGAGAUUGCUCCAGGGACAGCAGUCCCAGAACCCGCAGGCAGGGAUGGUCCUCUCGCAGAGACCAACUGAGAGGAUGGUGAGCAGUUCAUCGUGCUGCUCGUCGUAAAAUGUCCUGAAGAGACCGCUGCCAGGGACAGCUAACGGCCUUUGAAAUCCACAGAAAAUGUAUAUGCGCCGCAGAUGAUGAUGAUGAUUGCGAAAAAUGUGUAUCCCUGCUUGCUACAGUUCUAGCCCUUGUUUCUUGUCAUGUUCGUUCUGUAAAUGUGAAUAGUAGAAUGUUUCUGCUGCAGAUAUUCAGAUAUGUUACUACAGUGCA